Messenger RNA from Penicillium atrosanguineum, 1353 nucleotides. RefSeq lists its product as uncharacterized. The transcript is spliced from 3 exons. Gene Ontology annotation, molecular function: transmembrane transporter activity. The coding region runs from base 1 to 1353 and encodes 450 amino acids. The record is from RefSeq and is a predicted model, not a curated record. Gene Ontology annotation, biological process: transmembrane transport. Gene Ontology annotation, cellular component: fungal-type vacuole membrane. Lineage: Eukaryota; Fungi; Ascomycota; Eurotiomycetes; Eurotiales; Aspergillaceae.
AUGGAGGCACCAGACGCAAUAUGCACCUGCUCAUCACCAAGCAGCAGCUUUGAGCAUUGUCGAUGCACACCCAAGGAUAAAGAGGCUGCCCCUGCAGAGGAUACGUUAGCUCCUCAAGAUGGCGGUCUCCAGGCAUGGCUAUUCUUGGCAGCAUCUGCUAUGAUCGAGGCAUUAGUGUGGGGACUCGCGUUUUCUUUCGGCGUGUUUCAAAGCUAUUACCGAACCCAGGACGCCUUCAAAGACUCGAAAAUGGUAGCAUUGAUCGGAACGUGUGCCACAGGGGUUGCUUACCUGAGCUGUCCCUUGACAAUAGUCGCGAUGAUUUUGCUUCCGGGUAUGACUCGCUGGUUCUCAACGAUCGGACUAGUCAUAAUGAGCCUAUCACUUGCCAUGGGCUCUUUUGCAACAAAUGUGACCCAUCUUGUUCUAUCGCAAGGUAUUGCUUUCGGCUUCGGUGGUUGCAUAGCAUACAGCCCGUCCAUCUUAUUCAUGCCGGAAUGGUUCGUGAAACGAAGGGGCCUCGCUUUUGGUAUGGUCUGGGCUGGCUCCGGACUCUCUGGGGUCAUCUUCCCUCUACUCCUAGAGAAACUUCUGAGCCGAUUCGGGUUCCAAACUACCCUGAGAAUAUUGUCUGUGCUGGUAUUUGUGCUGGCCGGUCCUUUCUUGUACUUCCACAAGCCUCGAAUCCCCAUUAGCGUCUCUCGCCGACUGACCUUCCGGUUUCUGUUCAAAAGAGUAUUCAUUUUCUACCAGAUAGGAAACAUUUUCGAAGCACUCGGCUUUUUCUUGCCUGCGCUUUAUCUUCCAACUUACGCCCGAGCCAUCGGAACCUCUGGAUUCCUUUCUUCCUUCACAGUCACAGCCUUCAACUUGGCAUCUAUCUUCGGCAGCAUUUCUAUGGGAUUCUUGUCAGACCGAUAUCAUGUACAAAACUGCAUCGCGAUCGCUACUGCCGGAGCGGCGGUAUCGAUUUUCCUUCUCUGGGGAUUUUCAAUAAACAUCCCCAUCUUGUUGGUGUUCUCUAUUGCAUAUGGGUUAUUUGCAGGCAGCUACUCGUCGACCUGGUCGGGAAUCAUUAACGAAGUCCAACGAGCUGAUCCGACUUCCGACCCGACGAUUAUUUUCUCAUUCAUUGCAUUUGGCCGUGGGAUUGGCAAUGUCGUUAGCGGUCCUCUUAGCGAGGCAUUGCUAGAGGCAGAUUGCUGGAAGGGACAGGCGUGGGGCGCAUACGGUAGCGGAUUUGGCCUUCUCAUUGUGUGUACAGGCGUGACGGCAAUCCUGGGCGGGUUAUGUUUGGUCAUGCGUCUUUUUAGGUGCAAUAAACAUGAAGAUAGCAUUCAAUGUGUCCCAUAG